AACCUCAAGUCAACCGUCGCUAAAGCUGCUAUAAAGCCCGCAGACAGUGCGAUUGCCGUUGUCCCACACUGCCGCAUACAAUUGUCACUCUUCGGAAAAUUCGUCAAGUGUUUACUUCCACUGAGGGAGUGUUGUCAGUAUAUCUUUUGUAGCUGACAGAAGAAAGUCAAGGAAAUAGAAUUUGAUACUUGGGGAAUAUUUGAUUCAGAUUGACUGGGAAACUCUCGAAAUAAUGAGGCUAGAUGAUAUUUUAGCGCGGAUAGGGGAGUUUGGCCGUUACCAGUUAUGGGUUUUCCACUGGUACUGUAUGCUGACAGUCUCUGUAUCUUUCCAUCACCUGGGUCAGGUCUUUCUGGGGGGCGCAACCGAUCACUGGUGCAAGGUUCCAGACACAGUCACACCAAAUUGCAGCAAUGUUGGGGAUACUGGCUGCCUAUUUACGAACUCGAGCGUCAUUAUACCAGUGGAUGAUCCUAGUACGACGGUGAAUGAACACAACUGUAUGCAGUAUGAUAGCUACUACAAUAUAACGACUGAUACGCCGCUAAUUGAAUGUACCGAUGGCUAUGAGUUCGACCACUCUCAGUACACCAACACAAUUCAAGAAGAUUUUAGCUUAGUAUGCAGUCGCAAAGCCAGUGCCGCACUUGCUCAAUCAAUCUAUUUUGGUGGACUUCUAGUUGGAUCGUUAUUCUUUGGAUCUGUUGCAGAUAAGAUCGGACGCAAACCAACACUGAUCAUCUGUUGUAUACUACAAUCGUCUCUAGGGGCUCGCGGGCUCUUCUCCAUAUUACUUGCUAAACUUGGUGGUAAAAUUUUCUCUAAACCUGCUUUAGAACUGUUCAACAUACCAUAUCAGAAGGAAUGGAGUUCUAGUCAUCAAUGUCUAUAA
Molecule: messenger RNA, 892 nt
Organism: Anneissia japonica
Lineage: Eukaryota; Metazoa; Echinodermata; Crinoidea; Comatulida; Comatulidae
Product: organic cation transporter protein-like
Exons: 5
Coding region: 233-892 (219 amino acids)
Biological process (GO): transmembrane transport
Cellular component (GO): membrane
Molecular function (GO): transmembrane transporter activity
Source: RefSeq, a predicted model, not a curated record